AUGGCUACCCUGAUCUUUGUUGAUAAGGAAAAUGGAGAACCAGGCACCCGUGUGGCUCCCAAGGACAGGCUGAAGCCAGGGUCUAGGCCUCCAGUAAAAGCUUUAGCUGGGAGAUCUCAGGUUUUAACACCACGUGUAGGCAAAAUGUUUGAUGCUCAAGCAGCCUUACCUAAAGUUGCCAGAAAGGCUUUGGGAACUGUCAACAGAGCCACAGAAAACUCAGUAAAGACUAAUGGAUCUCUCAAACAGAAGCAGCCGACCUUCUCUGCCAAAAAGGUGACUGAGAAGACUAUCAAAGCAAAAAGCUCUGUUCCUGCCUCGGAUGACACCUAUCCAGAAAUAGAAAAAUUCUUUCCCUUCAAUCCUUUAGAUUUUGAGAGUUUUGACCUGCCUGAAGAGCACCAGAUUGCACGCCUCCCCUUGAGUGGAGUGCCUCUCAUGAUCCUUGAUGAGGAGAGGGAACUCGAGAAGCUCUUGCACCUGGGCCCCCCUUCACCUCUGAAGAUGCCCUCUCCACCAUGGGAGUCGAAUCUGUUGCAGCCUCAAAGCAUUCUGUUGACCCUGGAUGUUGAAUUGCCACCUGUUUGCUAUGACUUAGAUAUUUAA
Zalophus californianus (California sea lion) is the source of this 606-nucleotide messenger RNA. RefSeq names its product securin-like. The coding region runs from base 1 to 606 and encodes 201 amino acids. Gene Ontology annotation, biological process: chromosome organization. Gene Ontology annotation, cellular component: nucleus; cytoplasm. The transcript has a single exon. NCBI's taxonomy places the organism in Eukaryota, Metazoa, Chordata, Mammalia, Carnivora, Otariidae. The record is from RefSeq and is a predicted model, not a curated record.